UUCAAAUUUUCUUGGGUUAAACCGAGUGAAAUUUGCGAUAAACUGUUUUUGAACAACAAAUUCAUCUUAUCGCAAUUACUCAACGAAACUUCCUGCAAUUUUGAUCAAUUAAAAUAUACAGAGCAUUUGAAAUGCGAUAUAAAUAGGCGGAAGCAACUGAUGGGUGAGCUAAUUGGUUAUAAUAGGUUACUUUUAAUAAGUUCAAUUCAAUUUAAUUCAAUAGGAAAACUCCAACUGGAGUUUGGAUUCGACGAUUUCUCAAUAGUCAAUCCUAUUGGGGUAAAAAAUGUGAACCAUACUUAUAUGGCUUUAUACCUCACAACCCCAACGAUCCCUUUAAAAUAUCGGUCGAAAAGAAGCGACAUAUUCGUUUUAAUGUUGAUUAAUAGGGCGGAAAUGAAAAGAUCGGGUUAUGAGUUGAAAGAUGUCCUUAAACCUUUGAUCGACGAUCUCAAAUUCAUUAUGGAAGAAGGUAUUGAGAAAAAAAUUACGGAUAUCAAUGGUCAAACAAUAACGAAGAAAUUCAAAAUUGCCGUAUCUGCCGUUUGCGGUGAUAAUAAAGGAAUUUAUGAAUUAUUAGGAUAUCAUACGUCAUUUACCAGUAGAUCAUUCAUUUGUCGAUUAUGUGGCGCAAAAGCCAAAGACAGUGAACUAAAACGAAUCGGAAAUCUAAUUGAUUUCGCAAAAAUUGACUAUCAAAAGGCCCAAUUCAAGAAAAAAUUUGCAAAAAAUUUGACAACACUUUUGAAAAAUUGCAAUAUUCUGAACACCUAAAAUGCAAUAUUCAAACUC
Molecule: messenger RNA, 792 nt
Organism: Dermatophagoides pteronyssinus (European house dust mite)
Lineage: Eukaryota; Metazoa; Arthropoda; Arachnida; Sarcoptiformes; Pyroglyphidae
Source: RefSeq, a predicted model, not a curated record